UUGCCAUUUUACUUUCACUUUGUUGUCCUGGUCUCCAGAAAAGUCUCUAAAAAGCCACUUACUCACUUUUCAUUUUUUCAUUUUUAUUUUUUGAGCUACUGAAAAAUCAACUGGAAUAAACGAAAAAAUAUAUAAUAUAUAACUAUGAAUACUGAUAGAUCAAGUGUCACUGACAUUUCUGAAAUCUUCACUUGUCGAUUAUUGUUGAUGGUGCUCUCCCUUACUUUAAGGUUGUCCUCCAGAGCCAUGGAUAUCCUCAUGGAAGAGGUUUUCAGUGUGACCGGCAACACCAGCCAUGAAACAGGACUAGAGAAACUAAAUGGCACCCAAAGCCAAGGACUCAACCACAGUGACCCCCUGGACAUGUUUAUAGGCAUGGAGCUUCUUCUACGCUUCAAACCUCUCUUCCUGCCUCUCUACUGCCUCAUAGUGGCCGUGGCUGGUGUUGGAAACUCUUUCCUCUUGGCUUGCAUCUUGGCUGACAAGAAACUCCAUAACGCCACCAACUUUUUCAUUGGUAACUUAGCAGCUGGAGACCUGCUGAUGUGUUUGAGUUGUGUCCCACUGACUGUGUCUUAUGCCUUUGACAGCCAUGGCUGGGCUUUUGGGAGACCACUCUGCCACCUGGUCCCCUUGCUGCAGUGUGCCACAGUGUUUGCAUCAGUGCUUUCACUCACUGCCAUUGCUGUGGACCGCUACAUUGUUGUAGCUCACCCAGUACGGAGGAGGAUCUCUGCUUGGGGUUGUGGUGCAGUGACUCUGGGUGUGUGGCUUUUAUCUCUGGCCCUGGCCGCACCUCCGUCUCUCUACACGCGCUAUCUGGACCUGCGACCCAGUGGCAUCAACCUGGUAGUGUGUGAGGAAUUCUGGCCAAAUAGUGGCAAUCUGCGGCUGCUGUACUCCUUCUUCAUUCUCAUAGCCUCCUAUAUGAUCCCGCUGCUGUCGGUCAGCAUAUCCUACUGUGCCAUCACUGUCAGCCUAAGACGCUAUUCAGUACCUGGAGAGCCAUACAAUAGCCAACAGCGCUGGAGCCAAAGGAGGAAGAGGACUUUCUCUCUGCUGGUGGCCUCAGUGCUGGCCUUCGCUCUGUGUUGGAUGCCCCUGCAGGUGCUGAAUCUGUUGCUGGACCUGGAUCCAGACUUCCAGAUCAUGGGGAAGCGCUACAUAAAUGUCUUACAAGUCUGCUGUCAUUUAGUGGCUAUGAGCUCUGCGUGUUACAACCCCUUCAUCUAUGCCUCACUGCACAGCAAGGUGCGCAUGCACUUAAAAGGCUACCUCUGUCCUUGUCGCAAUCGUCAGAGUGGGAUGGUGGAGAGAGCAACGUCCAGGAGCUGAUUUCCGACUGCUAUGAUACAACCACUGUAGCAGCUCCUGAUAUGCAGAGCCCUGUCCUUACCCACAAGCUAACACCUGCAUCUCUAUGUUAAUGUCUGAGGUGUCCAGAAAAUAAGAUAACUGCUCAACAUCCAUACAAACAAGAUUCCUCCCAUUUCUUUUUGUGGCUUCAAGACAGUUGGUUCUCACAUGUACAGUGUCACCAUAGGCAGCACUAAACAAGGCCAUUUAUGACAAACAGGCAAGAAGCAGAUCCCGACCAGACUGUAGUUUAGUAUAAUGAUGAAGACGAUUAAGGCAUCCACUGGGAUCCCUGUAUUUUUCUUGGAUGGCCAAGCUGCUGACAUAGACGUUAAGCAGAUCAUGCAGCUCUAAAAAGGCCAGCAUGGGCAUAAACAGACCCUCAGGCUGAGGGGCUCUGAAACAGACUUGCUAGAGGCUGAGACCAGGGCCUGAUUUAACAGUAGACGCUUGACUUUGGGGAGAUGACCGGACAUUGAACUCUUCUCACAAGACAUGGUUUAAAGACCAAGAAGAGGAUGUGCAAAAGACACAAUGUGGCUGUUUUAUUUCAUCCCUUGUACUGACUGUCUGUUCUUCAAAAUUGUAUUCUUAAAAGCAGUUAUGUCCUUCUUGAUUUACCAACAUUAUAUUCGAUUUUUUGUGUUGAAAUACACAUGUUAUUUUUAAUGUUAUUAUGUAGUAUUCAUUCUCUGUUAUUUGGAUCCACAGUCUAACUUUGUGUCAUCUGUGCACAUAGACAAAUACAUUUGUGUUUGUGCAUACAUGUGGUGUGCACAGUUUGUGUGGACCUGGAUGGAAAAGAUCAAUAUGUACAGCAGUGCUGCACUUCUGUUUGUAAAAUAUAAUCAAUACCAAAUGCAUAAAGGUGUUACCUGAUGAACAAAGACUCUUUGGCUCUGUCUGGAAAAUAAGAUAGACACAAUGAUCAACU
Molecule: messenger RNA, 2290 nt
Organism: Micropterus salmoides (largemouth bass)
Lineage: Eukaryota; Metazoa; Chordata; Actinopteri; Centrarchiformes; Centrarchidae
Product: 7 transmembrane receptor domain-containing protein
Exons: 3
Coding region: 145-1335 (396 amino acids)
Biological process (GO): G protein-coupled receptor signaling pathway
Cellular component (GO): neuron projection; plasma membrane
Molecular function (GO): neuropeptide binding; neuropeptide Y receptor activity
Source: RefSeq, a predicted model, not a curated record